Messenger RNA from Penicillium angulare, 1284 nucleotides. RefSeq lists its product as uncharacterized. Gene Ontology annotation, molecular function: O-methyltransferase activity. The transcript has 4 exons. NCBI's taxonomy places the organism in Eukaryota, Fungi, Ascomycota, Eurotiomycetes, Eurotiales, Aspergillaceae. The coding region runs from base 1 to 1284 and encodes 427 amino acids. The record is from RefSeq and is a predicted model, not a curated record.
AUGACCAUCGAAGCCAAUGGAAGUGCCACGAGCGGCCACCAAGAGGCAUUUGUUGACGGCUCAGUGGCAAUUUCAGCCAAUCUUCCAGAAUUGGUCCCAGGUCUGCUAGAGAAGAUCGCUGCCUCUGGCAACGCCUUUGUUUCCAAUGAUCCCAAGGCUCGUACUGAGCUUCUUGAUGCCGCACGUUCCCUCGUUUAUGCUACAGAAACCCCCAGGGAGACUAUGAUUCGAGUAUCAUGGUCACAAUCUACAUUGUAUGCCUGUAUUGAGACUGGCGUUGAUUUGGGUCUUUUUACUGCUCUGUCAGGAGAUGACAAACCCAAGACUGCUGACUCGCUGGCCAAGGCCGUUGGCGCUGAGCCAAGAAUGCUUGCUCGUAUUUUGAAACAUCUCUGUGCUAUGGGUGUAAUCCUGGAGACUGGACCCGAUGAGUACCGUCGAACUGGUUUCUCGAUUUCUCUCAUGUCAGAGCGCUAUAGCGACGCCUACCCAUGCAUUUUCCUGAUUAGCACCGAUUGCAUCACAGGUGGUAUCAUGGCUCUCCCGGCCCACCUAAAGAAAAACAACUAUCGCAACCCUUCGAACGGCACCGAUUGCGGCUUUCAACUUGGAUAUCGCACCACAGAUCACUGCUUUGAGUUCCUCAAGAACCACCCUGUCGUGGCCAAACAAUUCAAUAAUCACAUGUCUGCGUACCACCAGGGUCGUCCCAGUUGGAUGGAUGAUGGAUUCUUUGACGUGCCCAGACUUGUCCAGGUAGAUACAGGGGAUGACGGUGCUCUUCUGGUUGAUAUGGGUGGUAGUGUGGGCCAUGACUUAUCAGAAUUCCGUCGCAAGCAUCCUAAUGCUUCCGGACGAUUGAUCCUGCAAGAUCUCCCACAUGUGCUUGAGCAGGCUCGCACAAUGGAGUUGCAUCGAUCCAUUGAGAUUAUGGAGCAUGACUUCUUCACCGAGCAACCUGUCAAGGGAGCUCGCGCUUACUACAUGCACUCCGUGCUUCACGAUUGGCCCGAUGAGAAAUGCGUGGAGAUUCUCAAGAAUAUUGUCCCGGCUAUGACCCCCGGAUAUAGCAAGAUUUUGAUCAAUGAGAACGUUAUUCCGGAGACAAAUGCCUAUUGGGAGACUACUAGUUUGGAUAUUAUCAUGAUGGCAGACUUUGCUUCAACCGAGCGAACCGCUGCCAACUGGCAUGCUCUGGUAGAAGCUGCUGGCUUGAAGGUUAGCAAGAUCUGGUCCGUCCAGCGUGGUGUGGAGAGUCUGAUUGAAUGUGAGAUCGAGUGUUAA